Messenger RNA from Medicago truncatula (barrel medic), 1374 nucleotides. RefSeq lists its product as uncharacterized. The transcript is spliced from 2 exons. The record is from RefSeq and is a predicted model, not a curated record. Bases 276 to 1088 code for a protein of 270 amino acids. Lineage: Eukaryota; Viridiplantae; Streptophyta; Magnoliopsida; Fabales; Fabaceae.
AUAAGAACGACAACAAACAUGAAGAGGACUUUAUCAGUGAUUUAUCAGAUUGUAUUCUCCUUCACACACUCUCCUUUUUAAACGCCAAAGAAGCCGUUCAAACUUGUAUUUUAUCCAAAAGAUGGAUCAAUCUCUGGAAUACUCUUCCCACCCUUACACUAAGUUCUUCAAACUUUAGGACCUGCACAAGUUUCGAUCAAUUUCUGUCUCAGAUUUUCUCUCUUCGUGAUCACUCAAGUGCUAUCCGUGCUCUCUGUUUGCACUACAAUCAUUUUAUGGGGAUUAGACUAUACAAAAAGAUCAUAGAAUACACUUUUUCACACAAUGUCCAACGCUUUCGAAUCAAUUAUAAUAGUAUUCAACACCUUCCACCAUGCUUCUUUUCAUCUCAUACUUUAACCUCCCUUCAUCUUUCUAGUUAUUCUUUGUUUCGCUCUGGCUCGACACAAAUAUUUCCAAAUUCUCUCAAUUUCCCAGCAUUAACCACUCUGUCUCUAGAGCGCCUUGCCUUUCGUUGCGGCACAAGUGAUGAUGAUGGUUGCGUCGACCCCUUUUCCACAUUUAACAUGUUGAAUACUUUGAUCAUUGACUUAUGUGUAAUUCUGGAUGCACAAAACCUUCGCAUUUCAAGUACCAAGCUUCUCAAUUUAACUAUAUGUAUGUACGAUAAUGAUCCUCGGAAAAAUUUCAGAUCCUCUUUCGGAAUCGAGUUAUAUGCUCCAACUGUCCAUACUUUUGAAUAUAGUGGUGGUGAAUAUAUUCCAAAACUUUUUGGGAGCAAGAGUGUUAUCUCUUCUAUCAAACAUGUAAGUAUUCAUUUAUUGAGUUUUCGAAGGAACAAAACAUCAAUUCUAUUCAGCUGGCUGGUUGAACUUGCUAAUAUCGAAUCAUUGACCGCCAAUUCCUCUGCACUUACGGAUCUUUUAGUGUUUCCUGAUUUAUUGAAGGUUAAGCUCCCUUCCUUGUUGUGUAACUUGAAGUCACUAAAAUUAAAAUUGUUCCAACCAUGGGCACAUGCCAAAUUGGUGGACUUUUUGCUUCAAAACUCACCCUCAGCAAAGGUUGAGUUCAGCAAGUCAUUAUUAUAAGGUGAAAGGUGCAUCCAACAACUUUUUAAAAUAGUUUUUUGGGUUAGUAAUUUCAUUUUUGCAUCCUUCUAUGUUUCUAUUUCCCGCAAUGUCUUUAGUUAUAAUAACUUUUAAUGGAUAAAUUACAAAACCCUUAUUUGAGAAUAAACUUCUAGCUCACAGAAUCAAAAAGCUUUAAUUUUUUUUAUUCUCUAUGGCGCUUUUUUUAUACAAUUCUAAUUCAUUGAUUCUAACCAUUCCACAACUAUACAUGUUUGUUUAAGUAAAUUGAAUUUGGCUUCAUUGG